UAACAUUGAACAGAAAAUCACAUGGAGUUUGCACCAUGUUAGAAACAGCAGUGUUGGUCCUUAUAAUGGCGUUGUGGUGACAGCUGUGUUAAAGCUGCGUGUGUCUGCUGGUGGGUUGAUAGUUUUCCCCUUCCUUUUCCCUGCCUGUCUUUCUCUCUUGAGCUCCGGCUUCUAUGAAAUACCUGUGCACGAAGCUGUCACCUGCCGCAGUACUAAAGUCCACUGAAAGGAGAAAUAAGUGGGCGGUGUCACCGUAAUCAUUUGUUGCGUCAACCAAUCACAUCACAUAAUUCGCCUGCCUGUCAAAUCAAACGGAGUCAUGUUUACCUCAGCUUAUUCACGUUCACGCGCCACAUCUGGCUUCCUCAGCCAAGUACCUAAAGAAGGCAAAAGCAUAUUUUACAGAUGCACCGGAUGCAAAGUUGAUGAAGAUUUCAGCGAACAUGUAUACGAGGCUGGAGAAAGAAUAAUGAGGUAUUAUGGUAAUAUUGGGAAACGCAUAGGAGAACACUUUGCAGAGAAAGCACAGGAGCUCAUUGAGAUGUAUAAAGCUGAUGAGAAGAUGGUAGUGCAGAGCAUUCUUUCUUUAGUUGGGAAACAGUUUCUGCUUCAUAUUGGUGCCUCAGACCUUCAUAAUGUUUCUUUGGCUUCAUGGCAAUAUUAUAUCAACAUGGGGGAAGAUCUCAAUGUGGAAGGGCUUAUGUUCCAAAUGGUGGAAAAAUUAGUGGAGGAUUUCCCUAAGGAGUGUUUGCUCCUGAAUAAAGCAGUGAGCAAGAUUAAGUGGGAUGGUGCUUUCUGUGGUAAAGAAGGCCAGGUGUAACCUGUAUGUGUGGUGUGCGAAGAUCGAGAUGAGAUUUUGGCAGAUCAUGUAAUUGUCACCAUCUCUCUUGAAGACAAAAAGGCAGCUCAUCAUAUUACAGAGAAACCUCCUGAACCUCCUUUGUAGUGGAAAAUUGACUCUUACAAACUGCUGACACUGGAGAUCUUUUGGUAAAUUUGGAAAAUUUAUGGAACAAAUUAAUCCUCCUUAAUCUUGAACAUAUAAAAUAUUCCAUAUAAUCCUGUGGUUUGUCUCGCAUCCAGCACUAUUGUCAAAACUGCUGUUAUAGAAAAUUAAUUGAAACCUUUUGAACAAUCACAUAUACACUAUAUGGCUAAAGGUAUGUGGACACCCGACUAUCACAACCUGAUGUGCUUGCUAAACGUCCCUUUCCAAAACCAUGUGCAUUAAUAUGGAGUUGCCGUUAUACCAGACUCCACUUUUCUGGGAAGAAUUUCCAGUAGAUUACGGAGCGUGGCUGUGGGAAUUUGUAGUCAUUCAGCCACAAAAGCGUUAGUGAGGUCGGACAGUAAUAUUUGACAAGAAUCCCUGGCAUGCAGUCAGCAUUCCAGUUCAAGGUCAAGGCUCUGUGCAGGCCACUCGAGUUCUUCUACACUAACCUUUACUAAACCAUGUAUUCAUGGAGUUUGCUUUGAGCACAGGAGCAUUGUCAUGCUAAAACUGGUCCUUAUGACUGUUUUAGUUCCAGUUAAGGGAAAUUGUAAUGUAAUUGUAAUUCUAUACAGCAUACAAAGACAUUCUAUUCUAUCUAUAAUUGUGUGCUUCCAGCUUUGUACCAGCAGUUUCGAGAAGACCCUCAUACUGUAUGGGUGUGAUGGUCAGGUGUCACAAAACUUUUAACAGUAUAGUGUACCUUCUGUAAUUCUGAUAUAGUGUAGAUAUACUAUUUCUUAUAUAUAUAUAUAGAUAUAGUUCAGAUAUACUUCUAUUUAAAAAUACUUAAAAUGACUUCUGACUCAAUAGAUAUUUUUUGUGAAGUAUUAAUAAAUUCGUUCAUUCUCAAAUGAAGCAUAAGAAACAUGCAACUGUGAUUUAUAUUAAGUUAAAUUAUAAUCCAGACAAAAUAUUUAAAUAGUUAGAUCACUUUCAUGAUAUACUUAUAUUUAUGUUAUAUAUUUAUAUGUUUAUUAUGUUUAUGUAUGUAUGUUAAAGUUCAUAUUUAAUUCCAGAGUAAAUUUACAUUUAGAAACUAUACAUUAAUUUAUUUAUUUAUCCAUUUUCUUCAAGAAUCCUAAUUUUACCCUAAAUGGCAUAAGAAUUAGAGUCACUGCAGUAUAACAUUUUUACAAGAUUAUUUUCAGAAAGCAUACAUUGUACAUGCCUCUUUAAACAGACUAGAGUUUCUUUUCUCCAACAGGCUGCCUGAAAGCUCAAGCAGCCACGUUCUUCAAUCCGAGUCUUUCAGCAAAGAAGAUGGAGGCGUUUGAUAAACUGGGUUUUGGCAAUAUUGGAAAGAUCUUUCUGGAAUAUGAGAAUGCUUUCUGGGAGAAUGAUGUCAGUCAUAUUAAAUUUAUUUGUGACGAUGACUCUGUUACAUCUGUGCACACCGAUCAAGCUCAGUGGUGGAAACACCUCGAACUGUUCACUGUGAUGAGACCCAAAGAAAACUAUGAUAAACAGCUAACAAUGCUGGUAUUCAAAUAUACAAAUAUGUUACAAUACUGGUUUUGGUUUCUAGGUUUGGAAAUGCUCUAAUUGGUUGGUGUCCUUCGGAUGUAGCUGACCUGAUUGAGACCAUGCCAGAGAACGAGUUAACCAGUGCCAUCACUGAACAUAUCAGGAUGUUUACUGGAAAUCCACAUAUUCCUCCACCAAAGACAGUUCUGUGUAGAGAGUGGCGUAAUAACUGCUUCACACGUGGUGUUUGUAGUUUUCUCCCUGUUGGUGUAGAUGUGCUGGACAUGGAUGUCCUGGCACAGUCUUUAGUGGGCAAUAAGUACCCAAACAAGGAUCUUCAAGUUUUGUUUGCUGGAGAAGCAGCUAUAAAGUCUCUGUAUGGGACUGUGCAGGGAGCUCUGAUCUCUGGACACAGAGAAGCAGAGAGACUGCUGAAAUACAACAAAGUAAUCAUGCCUACUACUGUUUCCUGUGCCACACACACUUAAAAAAAUUCAAAUACACUACACCUCUGUAACUCACUUCACAAAAUGUCUUCUCAUGAAAAAGUUUCAUGUUUGAAAAACUCCCACUGUGGUUACUAAAAUAAAAUAAAGGGGGAAAUGUCUUUGUUUGACACUUGUGCUUUUGAAAAUGAUUUCAGUUCUUAUAACCAAAUACACAUGUAUGCAUAUCCUAUCCCUAGCAUAUCUAGUCAAAAAAAAGUGACAGUUGUUAUACGUAUGAGAACCACUUAUGGACUACCAAAGCAUAGGAGUAGCUCCUAGUCCUAGAAGUAAGUGAAAGAACUCAUCUCCAGUUAUCGGAAGCGUUUGGUUGCAGUUAUUGCUGCUAAAGAUGGCACAAACAGAUUUUAAGUUUAAUGGGUCAGUUAGUUUUUCACAUUGGUAAUAGGUGUUAGAUAACUUUUUUUUCUCUCUUUUUCUUCAA
This is a messenger RNA of Ictalurus punctatus (channel catfish), 3388 nucleotides long. RefSeq names its product polyamine oxidase (exo-N4-amino) 1 (gene paox1). Gene Ontology annotation, molecular function: polyamine oxidase activity. The record is from RefSeq and is a predicted model, not a curated record. NCBI's taxonomy places the organism in Eukaryota, Metazoa, Chordata, Actinopteri, Siluriformes, Ictaluridae. The transcript is spliced from 5 exons.